AUGGAGGAACAGAUGGGACGAAACGUCUUGCGCGCUUGGCAAGAUAAGCCGGAGGCGGCGAGGUACGCGCUGAUGCUGAGGGCCGAGGACCUGCCCUUGGGAAGGCCGACUGAGCUCCCGAUGUCGCAAAUCAUUGAGUUCUGCAAGGACAACGGUGUCGGGUUGGAGAUCGUCCCGACGGGGAGGGGCCUACACCCCCCGAGCAGAAAUAAGCCGCAGAUGUGUUUGUUCUGUUGUUGGGGGUAA
Messenger RNA from Ectocarpus siliculosus, 246 nucleotides. NCBI's taxonomy places the organism in Eukaryota, Phaeophyceae, Ectocarpales, Ectocarpaceae. The record is from the annotation of a GenBank genome assembly.